Molossus molossus (Pallas's mastiff bat) is the source of this 2328-nucleotide messenger RNA. RefSeq names its product hyaluronan mediated motility receptor (gene HMMR). The transcript is spliced from 18 exons. Gene Ontology annotation, molecular function: hyaluronic acid binding. Bases 20 to 2236 code for a protein of 738 amino acids. The record is from RefSeq and is a predicted model, not a curated record. NCBI's taxonomy places the organism in Eukaryota, Metazoa, Chordata, Mammalia, Chiroptera, Molossidae. Gene Ontology annotation, cellular component: membrane.
UUUGAAUUUGAAGCCUGGAAUGCCAAAAUCAGCACCAGGAAGUUGCCGAGGAACGCUAGUCCCCCUUGGGUUUGUGGAGCUGGUCGUCGGCAUGUCCUUUCCUAAGGCGCCCCUGAAACGAUUCAAUGACCCUUCUGGUUGUGCACCAUCUCCAGGUGCUUAUGAUGUGAAAACUUCAGAAGUAUUGAAAGGACCAGUGUCCUUUCAGAAAUCACAAAGAUUUAAAACACAAAAAGAAUCGCAACAAAAUCUUACUGUUGACAAAGAUACCACCUUGCCUGCUUCAGCAAGAAAAGUUAAGAGUAUGGGAUUAAAGAAAGAAUCUCAAAAGAAUGAUAAAGACUUGAAGAUGUUGGAAAAAGAGAUCCGUGUGCUCGUGCAGGAACGUGGUGCUCAGGACAGACGUCUCCAGGGUCUGGAAGCUGAGCUGGAGAAGGUGGAAGCAAAGCUCAGUGCUGCAGUCAGGGAGAAAACCUCUCUCUCUGCAAGUAACGCUGCACUGGAAAAGCAGCUUACUGAGCUAGCCAGGACCAAUGAGCUGCUAAAGUCUAAGUUUUCUGAAGACAGUAACCAGAAGAAUCUGAGAAUUCUAAGCCUUGAGUUGAUGAAGCUUAGAAACAAAAGAGAAACUAAGAUGAGGAGUAUGAUGGCUAAGCAACAAGGCAUGGAGGUGACACUGCAGGUCACCCAGAAGAAUCUCGAAGAGUCGCAGGGGAAAGUGGCCCAGCUCGAGGGGAAACUCGUUUCAAUACAGAAAGAAAAGACUGAUGAUAAAUCUGAAACAGAAAAACUCUUAGAAUACAUUGAAGAAAUAAGUUGUGCCUCAGAUCAAGUGGAAAAAUACAAGCUAGACAUUGCCCAAUUGGAGGAAAAUUUGAAAGAGAAGAAUCAGGAAGUUUUAAACCUUAAGCAGUCGCUUGAGGAAAAUGUCGUUACAUUGUCUAAACAAGUAGAAGACCUGAAUGCUCAGUGUCAGCUGCUUGAAAAAGAGAAAGAAGACUGCAUCAACAGGGACAGAGGACGGGAUGAACAUCUAAAUUCUGAAAUACAAAACUUAAAAGAGGAGUUACUUCUUGCAAAACAAGAACAUGAAAAGCUACAACAGAAGGAGUUGCAAAUGAAUUCACUUCUGCAACAAGAGAAGGAAUUAUCUUCCAGUCUUCAGCAGAAGCUAUGUUCUCUUCAAGAGGAAAUGAUGAAAGAGAGGAAUCUCUUGGAGGAAGAAUUAAAGCAAGCUCUAGAUGAGCUAGAUAAAUUACAGCAAAAAGAGGAACAAGCUGAAAAGCUGGUCAAACAACUGGAAGAAGAAACAGAAGCUAGAACUGAAGAACUGAAACUUGUAGAAGAAAAGCUGAAGGGGAAAGAAGCUGAACUCGAGAAAAGUAAUGCUGCUCACACUCAGGCCACCCUGCUUUUGCAGGAAAGGUGUGAUCGUGCUGAGCAAAACCUUGGAGAUGUGACUGCUCAGUUUGAAAGCUAUAAAGCAUCAACAGCUAGUGAGAUAGAAGACCUUAAGCUGGCAAACGCAUCACUCAAGGAAGAAGUGGCCAAGGCCAAGAAAAGUGCAGACGACGUUCAGCACCAGCUACUGGCUACUGAGAGCGCAAAUCAAGAAUACGCAAGGAUGCUUCUAGAUCUGCAGACCACAUCAGCACGUAAAGAAACAGAGAUUAAAGAACUCACAGUUUCUUCUCGCCAAAAAAUAACUGACUUGGAGAACCGGCUCAAGCAGCAAAGUGAAGACUUUAAGAAGCAGCUGGAAGAGGAGGAAGCAAGAAAAGCUGGGAAAGAAAAUACAGUGGAAGAAUUAACGGAGGAAAUGAAUAAGUGGCGUCUCCUUUAUGAAGAACUGUAUAAUAAAACAAAGCCUUUCCAGCUACAACUGGAUGCAUUUGAAGCAGAGAAACAGGCUUUGUUGAAUGAACACGGUGCGGCUCAGGAACAGCUAAAUAAACUGAGAGAUUCAUAUGCCAGGUUACUGGGUCAUCAGAAUUUAAAGCAAAAAAUCAAGCACGUUGUGAAAUUGAAAGAUGAAAAUAGCCAACUCAAAUCGGAGGUGUCAAAACUUCGCUCUCAACUUGCUAAAAUAAAGCAGAGUGAGAGGAAGCUUCAGGACGAGUUGAAUAACGUUCUGGGUGUCAAACGCUUUGAUCCUUCAAAGGCUUUUAUUCAUGAAAGUAAAGAAAACUUUGCUCUCAAAACCCCAUUAAAAGAAGGCAACACAAACUGCUGUUGAGCUCCUGUGGAGUUUCUAGAAUCAUACAAGUAAACAGCUGAGAAGCCAGUUGAAGAUGAUUUUAUUCUUGUUGUUGUUGUUGCUGUUAUCAU